UCUUGUAGCUGAGUAUAGUUGUAUAGUUGGUUGUAGAUGUUGUAACUUAUGCUUCAUCUGUUGUUGUGUGUCCAGUUUCUAAAGUGUGAUCUACUGGAAUUAAAUAUAUUGAAGUUGAAUAAACAAUAGCCAAUCAUUUCUUUGUGGAUAAUCUGGAACACAUUAUCAUUUGUGAAAGCAAUGCAGUUAUUACUAGUUAGAAACUGUCAGUGUAAUGAGAAUGGUCUCCCUAGGGCCAAUAGAGUUUGUUAACUUAUUAGGUGCUUGAGUGUCACAUAACCAGUGUGAUAAUGUCACAUCAGAAAAAUUCUCAUAGAGAGAUGGACAUCAGUACAGUGGACCCUGCAGUCCAAAAGAAAAAGGAGCCCCCUAGUGCAUGCUGUAACAUCAUGAAUUGCUUCAAAAUACUCUUGUUUAUCUUCAACAUUUUUUUUAUACUGGUGGGUAUAGCACUAGCGGCUGUUGGCAUAUGGAGUGCUGUGGCUAAGAUCUAUGUAUCUCACGUCAUUGGGGACAGCCUGUUUGGGGCUGCGUCAUACCUGCUCAUUGCUGUUGGCGUCUUCAUCAUCAUUGUCUGCAUCCUGGGCAUACUAGGACUGUGUCAAGAAAAUAAGAAAUGGCUGAUGAUUUAUUUUGGUUUCCUCAUAUUCAACUUCAUUGUUCUCAUAGUUGCAGCAGUAUUGGCUAUUGUUUUCAAGGGGGAGGUGGAAAAUGUAAUGGUUGAUAACAUGCGUGAAACCAUGAUAAAAAACUAUGGUAUUGACAAGGAGAUAACUGACGCCUGGAACCAGCUCCAAAAAGAUCUGGAAUGUUGUGCUUUAAGCCAAAAACAGCUGGGGAACUCUGUUCUGUUCUCCAUCCCCUAUAAAGAUGGCAAAAACCCUGCAAAUCCACGGGAAGAACAACUUCAAGAUUCUUGGCCAAUUUACAAACGAACUGAGUUCUACAACAGGCAGCUAAGAACUCAGGAUGAAAAGAAAUUUGUGCCAGAGAGUUGCUGUGUAUAUGACAACAAAAUAAAAGACUACAAAAGUAUCAAACAUUGCCAGAAUUUUCCCAAUGGCCCACCUAAUCAGUUCAUCACUGAUUUUAAGAAUGAUUACCUUCACUACGCAGGCUGUUAUGAAAAAGCAAAGGAUUUAGUAAUGGGUCAGUCUGACAUAAUAGUUGCUUUAGGGUUCGUGUUUGCAUUUAUUAUGAUUGCUGGAAUGGUGAUAACAUUUUUCCUUCUUCGUUCCUUUGUCGAUGUGGAUGAUGAAAUAAAGCGGAGACGUGAACCUGAUAAUUUAUAAUUAAUCAUAGGUCUGCUAGUUAAUUUUUCAUGGUUAGUUUGCUAUUGUCUGUAAAUUAGGACAAAUAUCAGUUUUAUUGUUUUCAAGUAAGUUUUUGAAACUUCUAAUUCUUACUCGAGAAUUUUAUACUGGUUUGUUAAAAUAUUUUAACAUUUUUAUUUUUCCUCGUAAAUCAUUAAAUAUUUUAAGAGAAAGCUCCAUACUAUUUUAAGAACCUGUUUCUUUUCCUUACAAAAACUUCCUAAGCUUAAAAAUUAUUGUAUAUAAUUAGCAAAAUAUUUUUAAAUGUGAGUUAGAAAGUCUAUUUUGAAUGGCCCAUUAUAGGUCUACUUAAAACAAGAGUUUUUUGGGAAAAAAAACUUUUGAGUAAUUUUCCUGGAAGUUUUUCACUUUCAUAGUCAUAGCAAUUUUGAUAUCACUUAACAUUUGGCCCCCUAUUAAGUCAUUCUCUGGUAUUCAGUAUUACAUUGUAUUGUAGAAUGUCUAGUUUUUUUUACACCGUCAAAACUGACAGUGACAAAAGUGCCCCUUCAACAGGGCCAGCGAAAAUUUUACCCUGGACAUUUAGGUCACGGUGGUAGUGGAGGCAGGAAAUGCUUGUGGUUGGUGGGUUUGAUAAAAUGGUUAUGUCUAUUACAAAAAGAUACAAUUUAUUUGUCUGGAGCCCAUUUUGUCAGGAGACAAAUAUGACAGGAGCUUGUUUGACGGUAGUCAAUGUUGGGGCCCUUUUAUCAGGGUCAUUUCAAAUGGGUCAUUUUGUCUGAGGGCGAUUAUUCAGGGGUCAUUUUGACUGGACCUUUUUGUUAUAGAUCAUUUUGAUGGUGCACCAUAGUUUUUAGGUCCUUACUGUACAAUAAUGGCAAAUUUUCCUACAAGGUUUCCAGUUUUAAAAAUACUGGUUUGGCUACUCCGUCCUGGAGGAGUUUAGAAUAGUCUGUGUGGUAAUCUCAUUGUGUACUUAUUUUAAUUUUCUUAAUUUAAGAGUAAAUAAAAAGAAGCCCCAACAUACUUUCUACAGCUCCUACUAUAGUUUUAAAACAUCCAACUAUUGACAGAUCAAAUGAAAAAAUCCAAGAAAUGACUUGUUACAUUUGUAUUCCAGGGUCUGCUUGUUUUAUGUAAACACUUCUCAAAGACAAUUUUAUAACACUAACACUUGUAAGACACCAUAAAAUCAAUGCAUCUUUUAAAGAAAUUCUAUUUACAACUCAGCUAUCAGUUAAAAAUUCUUAGUAAUUUAUCAACUAUGCAAAUGGAAAUUUGUUUUGUAAUUUAUCUUAGUAUUUGUAAGUUAUAAUUUAAUAUAAUUUCUAAAUUUCUUCUUUUAUUGCUUAACACAAUUUUAUGUUUAUAUUAAUAAUAUAUACCACUUUUAUUUUUAGACUUAAUUAGUUUUACUUAAAGUUCUUUUUAAGCAAAAAAUAUAUUUUAGUUUUGUAUUUACAUUUAUAUAUUUAUCAUCUUAUAAAAAAAAAGUUAAGAAGUAUUUAUUUAUAAGGGUAACAAAUUACAUUUGAAUGUCCAUUUGCAAUAAGCCCCCUUUGAAUGAAACCUGUUGCAUGAAUUAAAUAUUUUUUUCCAUGGCAUUUGCUGUUAACUUGUCAGACUUCUUUCUGACAACACUUGAAAUCCUAACAGCAGGCAGCCAUCAUGCUUGUUCAUGAGUAUAUUUUAUUCCAGUUGUUUGUUAAAUUCCAGUUUUUAACAAUGCAGUAACAUUCCAUGUCAUUUGACAACUUAAAAAUCCAAUUUGUCAUGUUUGUAUUAAAGCUUAGCUGUAAAGUUAAUUAUUUAAAAAUAUUUUCUAAGAGCCUUGAAAGAUCUUCAUUUUGCAAUUUAUUACUGGUUAAUAAAUCCAUUAUUUCUGUUCUUUGGAUAUUUUUUAUCCGGGUGAUUUUCAUUGUCCUUUUCAAACAGUUUAUGUAAAGACUGUCAGAUUUACAACUAUUUAUGCAAUGCAGAAUUUACGUAUAUUUCUACAGAACAAAUUAGAGUUAUAUUUCUGUUUGAAUCCAAUGCUCAAAUUUGUGCAGUUAUUUUAAAACUUAAAUUUUAAAAUACACGGCCACCAUUUUUACCACCCAAAUGUAAAUAGUGCUCAGGUGAACACUGAGCUAGAUGUGGCAGUUUGUGUGUUUGUUUGUCAACAUGGCUUUUGUAUGCACUUUUUAAUUCAUUUUGCACAUUUCUAUCUAGCCAAUGUUCAGCAAUUGUCCAUUUUAAUGAUUAAAAGGUACAAUAUAAAAAUUAUAUUUUUUUUACAAAUUAAGUGAAACUAUUUUUUUUACUUGGGCAAAAUCAAGAGAAAACUAUAUUUGUGUUUCAUUCCUGACAUUUAAUUUUUUUGUUUAGUUUAUUUCUGUUAAUUCACAAUAAUUUCAUAAUUAGGUACUUUUUAACAAAAGGCUUCAUUCAACAGUGUAAAUAUUUCUCACAUUUUUUAUAUAUGUG
Molecule: messenger RNA, 3743 nt
Organism: Physella acuta
Lineage: Eukaryota; Metazoa; Mollusca; Gastropoda; Physidae
Product: CD151 antigen
Cellular component (GO): plasma membrane
Source: RefSeq, a predicted model, not a curated record